Messenger RNA from Melopsittacus undulatus (budgerigar), 734 nucleotides. RefSeq lists its product as uncharacterized. NCBI's taxonomy places the organism in Eukaryota, Metazoa, Chordata, Aves, Psittaciformes, Psittaculidae. The transcript is spliced from 2 exons. The record is from RefSeq and is a predicted model, not a curated record. Bases 1 to 615 code for a protein of 204 amino acids.
AUGAUGUCAUGCUCUAGAGCCGCGCGUGACCGCCGGGGCCCGCCCUCGUCGCCCAUUGGCAGUCGCCAGUCUCUCGUCAGCGCAGCGGCGCUUCCGAUUGGCCCGCGCCUCCGCCCCGCCACCGCCCCUUGGAAAAUAAUAAACAAUCGAGUAAAAUGCGGCGCGGGGAGGGGUGUGUGGUGGGGGAGGGGCGGGGGUGUCGGUGUCGCUGGUGUCCGGGGUCUCGGCCGGGGUGCCCGGCGUCGUGUGUAUAGGCACCGACACCCUUCCCUCAGCCGCCGUGACGGCCUUGGGCGGGCUCGGCCGGGGCCGCACUCAGGAGGCAGCGGCGGCGGGCCGGGAGAGCUGUGUGGGCCCCGGGCCGGGCCUGCUGCGGGACUGGCUGUUGGGGUGAGCACCGGCCGCCAGGCCCUGGCUGGCGUGAGGCUGGCGGGGAGGCAGCCGCUGAUGCAUGGUGGGGACGGGCGGCUUCGGUACGGUCCCUGCAAGCCCUGCCCGCUCCCCAUCCCGCGGAGCUGCCCUCUCGUUCAGCAGGGGAAAGCAGUGAGCAGGCUUCGGGUACGGCUGAUGGCGGCGCUGGGAGUAAAGGCUUUCCGGAAGGAAUGUUGGGACUAAUCAUGUGAGAAAGGAUCCUGGAGUGAGAGACUGCAUGUAUCCCGUGUCUGAGAUCAGGGUUUAUUCUGUGAAGCUGACCUUUAAAACAGCCUGAAAAUGAGGAACGUGGCACCAGAGAG